This is a messenger RNA of Esox lucius (northern pike), 7298 nucleotides long. It is a transcript of the gene gon4lb, whose product is annotated as gon-4-like (C. elegans). Gene Ontology annotation, cellular component: nucleus. Gene Ontology annotation, biological process: regulation of DNA-templated transcription. Lineage: Eukaryota; Metazoa; Chordata; Actinopteri; Esociformes; Esocidae. Gene Ontology annotation, molecular function: transcription coregulator activity. The record is from RefSeq and is a predicted model, not a curated record.
AUUGAUGAAGGGGAAGCUAAGGGGAAGUUAUUCGGGGACACAUUUGACUGUCACACACGGGAAAGGGCGCUGUGUAAAUUUUUUAUAUUUUUGUUGCUUGCUUGCUAGCUAGCUAGCUAGUGUAGCUUCAUAUGGCACCAAAUUCUGUUUGGCUUCCAAGCAUGAUGAAUAUGGCCCAGAAACGCAAAUCGAGUUCACCGGAACCACAGCUUGUGCAUUCCAAGUCCUUUAAGACAAACGGUACCACCAAACUCUCCAGUGGUGGUCGACUCGGCAGUCUCUCUGAUAACAGACGGCCCUCCAUAUCCACACCGAAUAAGAGAAAGGACUUUCGAAUGAAAAUCCCAGAUGAGGCGUUACCAAGGAGAGACAAUACCAGGUUCAAGCAGAAACCUGUUGCUUCAGACCAGCUGACGAAUGUGGAGGAGUGUCGGCAAUCUCCCAGUCCCCCACACAGCCCCUCAGAAGCAGAAGAGGACACAGAACUAGGCCUGGUCAUCACCUUCGAUGGGGAGGAUUGCGAAAUCCCACGGCUGACAAAGAGGAAGAGCAACUCAACAAUGAAGAGACCUUCAGACGUCGGACUGGAAGUGGAAACUUUCCAGGAAGGAAAAUGGUCUGAAGAUUCGUCCAGCGACAGCGAGGAGGAUGAGUUUGGUCAGCUGGAUGUGGACCUGGAGAGGAAGUCACAGCAACACAACCUGACCUCGGUCAACGUCCGGACCAUCCUCCACGAGGUGAUUACCAACGAGCACGUAGUGGCCAUGAUGAAAGCAGCCAUCCAGGAAACCCGUGACCUGCCCCUGUUUGAGCCAAAGAUGACCCGCUCCAGACUGAAGGAAGUGGUGGAGAAGGGGGUGGGCAGCUCUACCUGGAAUAAGUCUACCAUCCAAAGGGCCCUUGAAGUGAAGCCCCCCCAAUUUGUAGACAUCCCUCUGGAGGAGGACGAGGAUUCCUCUGAUGAAGAGUACUGCCCAGAUGACGAUGAGGAGGAUGAGACUGCAGAAGAGAUGUUUUUGAGCGAUGUGGACAGCACAGCCUCGUCACCACGAUGUUCCCGAGGGCCGCGGCCCAGGACCCCAGGACACUCUGAGUGUGAGGAGGACAGAUUGGACAGUCCCAGACAGAAGCCAAGGCAGUCCAGACAUCUUAGGGUGGAGGCAGUUCCUAUGGGGCCCCCUCCGCCCCCGUCCUCCACCGGCUCCUCACGGCCCCUCAGGGCCCAGGACUGCACGUUCAUGGAGAAGCUUCACGCGGUGGACGAAGAGCUGGAACUCAGCUCCAUCUGCAGUGAACCCUACCAGACUCUGACUGGGGGUGCCGGGUCCAGCCUGGUGGCGUGUCGGACCCGCUCCAAACGGCCCCUGAGGAACGUGCCCCUGGGAAAGCUGGAGGCGGAGCUGUGCGCUCCAGACAUCACGCCUGACAUGUAUGAUGACAGCUUGGCCCUGGAGGACCGCGACUGGAGCGAGUGGCUACAGGGCCUGAUGACGUCUGAUAUGGAGAACGAAGAAGAGGCUGAUGAUGAUGACGAUCCGGAGUAUAAUUUCCUGGAGGAUCUGGAUGAGCCUGACCGAGAAGAUUACAGGAACGACCGGGCCGUACGCAUAACCAAAAAGGAAGUGAACGAGCUGUUGGAGGAGCUUUUUGAGACGUUCCAGGAUGAUGAGCUGGUAGUGAAUGGGCAGGAGGAUGACGGUCACGAAGAAGAUGAGGAGCGGGAGGAAGAAGCUUCACCCCCAAGUGCUCCCCAAUUCAACGUUCCGCAGGCCAUUCGGUUUGAGGAGCCUCUGGCUAACAUGCUAACAGAGAGACGGCGUACAGUGAGGGAGCAGCUGGAGGCCCAGCAGCAGCGGAGGGCCCUCCAAGAGCCCACCGGCCGCUCCACCCCCAUGACCUCGGCGUCCCCCGCUGUGAUGCUGCUGCCCCCCCUGCCCUGCCCUGCCCUCACCCUCAACCACACCCAGAAACUCCAGCUGCAGCAGCAAAUCCAACAGCACGUCCAGCUGCUGACCCAGGUGCACCUGCUGAGCCGCCCUGUGGAGGCCCUGCGUCACGAGGCCCACACCACCAAACAAUACCUGGAGGAGCUUCAGUCGUUUGCCGGGCGUCAAGAGGUGACCAGGUCAGCCUGGGAACUGGGCUUCAGUAGCAUCUUUAGGGCCUGUAAUCUCCAAGGGGCCCUUUCUCUGAUCCAGGAGCAGGAGAUGUCUGUGUCUUCCACGCCUCCACAACCCCCAGCCAGGCCUCAAACACGUCCCUCAAAUGUGCGUACAUACCCUCUGCUUCCUGCUGAGACAGCCUGGCUGUUCGCCACACGCUCAGUAUUUCUCUACCCGGAGCUGCUGCCCUUCUGCAGCCUGGACCCAGCUCUGCACCCCGCACGCACCAAGAACAACUACACACGUGGAGAGGACAGACUGAUCAUACUGGGGCUGAAGCACUUCAGCCAGACUGAGUUCCCCUACCGCCUAAUGUGUCGCUACCUCGUCCGCACCAAGAAGCAGGACCAGCUGCGCUCCCGUGUCAAGGAGCUGUGUGGCUCCAAGACAUCUGACAACAUCAUCAAGGUGUACUGCCAGUACAAAAUAGUUCCUGCCAUGGAGGAGACCUGUUGCAGGGUGAUGCCUGGGGAGGAGCGCCCCCCGGUGGAAAGAGAGAUGUCUGUCAUGCCCAACUGGUUACGGAAGAGUCUACCAAUCAUCCACAGGGUAAUGAUGGAGUAUAAUAAAAAACCACAGGGGAAAGUAUCAUAUACAAACCCUCUUCCUCUUCCAGCACCUCCCUACACUUUCCCCAGUGGUACACGAUAUCCCCCAUCUCUCCCUAGAAACAUCAACCUGCGACUACACCCCUGCAUGAACUACAAACGAGACCGUCCACCCAUCGCCCCCAAACCUUGUCCCAUCUAUGCUUUCUCCCGUUCCAACCCACUUGUGCCCAUUACCAAAUCUCCCUCAGAUACACUUAGCUUUCUGGCCCAAGUUCCACAGCCUGUCCCCUCGCAAGGGGUCAUUCUAUUGGCCACAGCCCCAAGUACUCCAAUCCACGGGGCCCUGCCAAUGACCCAGGCUCCUGUCACUCCUGCCCACGGAGCAGUGCCAUUGGUUCAGCUCUCACCGUCCACCCCCACGAGAGCCCCCCUCUUUGGUCAGGGCGUGGUCACAGCGUGUGUGAUGCAAACGAUGCCCAAACAAACAGAGAAAACACCUUCUCGUGCACCUCCCCGCAAACUGCUGCCCAAACAAUCCGAUUCCCCCAAGCCGUCACCACCCCCUCACCCUGCCCUCCCAGCAGAGAAGACUGGUCCUCUUUCAUCACUCACUAACUCUGCACGUCGGACCAAUGCUGCCUUAAGGUUGGCCAAGCGGCCCCCACGCUCCGCCCCGACCCACCGGGAAACUCGGGCUAAAACCAGAGCAGCUCUGAACCGUAUUCUGGCCAGGCCUCUCCUACCGGCCCCACCAAGCCUGGAGGCAGCGCUGAACUACUCCCCAACACCUCAGAGUAGCGCCCUGCAGCUCAAGUCCAGCCCUGUGUUUUUCUCUCACACGCCUUCCCCUCCCCUUAUGACCUCACAGUUAAAAAACAGCCAUAUGAGCCUGUCCCUGGACAAUGACAACUGGAACACGAGGCCAGCAAUCCAGGCAGAGGUCAAAGAUAAAGUUGGGUUUGACCCAAACCUAACCUACUCUCAAAACCUGUCUGGAUGUGCUCCAGAUGCUGCAGAAGGGAAUGCUUUCCCGGUCCAGUCUGGUAUCUCCCAUGCCACUAUGUCUCCUUCAGACAUCCAGGGUCUUUCAGAAGCCCAGAAUGACCAGUAUGUACUGUUACAGGCUGCGGCCCAGGGCUCUACACAAAUGGUCUGGGUGCCCAAACACUGUCUGGUCCAAAACAGAUCUGUGUUGUCCAACGCUUCUGAGAAUGGGUUUCACCAGUCUGAAAGCUACCUGUCACCUUCCCCCCAACACAGUAUGACUGGGUUAACCAGCGGCGUACCUUCCUGCCUCCCGCCACCCAGCACUUUACCUGACGGGUCCGUGGACUACCAGCAGGCACUCAGUGUCCGGUUGCACAGCGACUCUGCUCUGACCUGCGGAGAAGCUCCUGGGUCCAGCUUAGAGGAGCAGUUGCAUCGGCUGGUGGAGGGCCUGCGGGAAGAGGGCCUGCGGGAAGAGGGCCUGCGGGAAGAGGGCCUGCGGGAAGAGGGCCUGCGGGAAGAGGGCCUGCGGGAAGAGGGCUUGCGGGAAGAGGGCUUGCGGGAAGAGGGCCUGCGGGAAGAGGGCCUGCGGGAAGAGGGCGGGGUGGAUGAGGGCGGGGUGGAUGAGGGCGAGAAGGAGGGAUGGGGGGAUGUGGAGGGUCCUCUCCUCACACUGUCUGAGUCGUCCUCUGGGAGCCCCUGCUCCAGUCUAGAAAGCCCAGCUGAAGUUCUGGAGAGAAUGAUGGUUGAAGGGGAGGAGGGGAUGGAGGAGCUGAGAAGGGAAAAUCGAGAAAGGGACGAGGUGGGGUUAGAUAGUUGGUGCUUGUCAACUAAUACAGUGCACAGACCUGGCACCCUACCUGAGGAAAAGGGUGGAGAAAAGGAUGUGAGAGGAGCUGAAGAGGAGGAAAAAGGCGAAGAGGGGGAGGGAGAUUGCUGUGUGUAUGGCGUGGUCGCGCUGAGUGGGAGGACUGUGGCACAGGAGCAAACUGGAGGAGGAGCAAAGAAUGAGGGAAAACAGGGUGACCAAAGAAAUGGACAAAAUGGUGGAGGGGAAGAGAGGAAUGGAGCUGGGGAGAGAAAUGGAGAGCAGGGGGGAGAUGGGAAGGGUAGAGGGGAGGGGGAUGGAGGACAGAGUGGAGCAGAGAAGGACGGUGAUGGAGAGAAAGACCAGGACGGUGAGCAAGGGGAGGAGGAGGAAGAGGAGGACUUUGAUGACCUUACUCAGGAUGAGGAUGAAGAGGAGGUUUUGUCCUCAGCCUCUGAGGAGUCCGUUCUCUCUGUGCCUGAGCUGCAGGAAACCAUGAAAAAGCUGACUUGGCUGGCCUCAGAAAGGAGGCUCUGUGACUCUGAGGAGGACAACUCUCCUAACUCCCCCCCCUCACCUACAUCACCAAAUUCCCCUGUCUCCCAGAACUCCCAGGAGGAGAACUCUGAGGAGGAGGAGGGGCCAACAAAGGGGGAGGAGCUGGAGUCUGGUGAGGGCGGGGUCAGUAAGGUGCCUGGAGACGAUGACAUGCCCUCUGGGGAGGGUAAUCCCAGAGCCAGUGGGAAAGGAUCUGGACGGGGCAGAGGGAGAGGCAGGCCGCCCCCUCGCAGUCUGAGACGUAGUCGGCGUCAGGAACGAGACAGCAAGGACACGUCCAAGCUGCUGCUGCUUUAUGAUGACCACAUACUGGACAAUGACCCCCUCAGAGAGAGCAAGGACAUGGCUUUUGCACAGGCCUACCUCAACAGGGUUCGUGAGGCCCUUCAGGACAUACCUGGCAAAGUGGAGGAGUUCCUGUUACUGUUGUAUGAAUUUGAGAUGGGAGGUGAGGGGCGCAAUGCAGUGGAGCUCUUCUCCCAGCUCCGCCUCGUCCUUGGGGAGUGGCCAGACCUCCUGAGAGACUUUGCUGCCUUUCUCCUCCCUGAGCAGGCCCUGGAGUGCGGCCUGUUUGAGGAGCAGCAGGCGUUUGAGCGCAGUCGACGUUUCCUAAGGCAGCUGGAGAUCAGUUUUGGGGAAAAUCCGUCUCACUACCAGAAGAUCGUACGUGCUCUUCAGGGAGGACCUGGACUGAGUCCUACCAGCAUUGAGGAGCUUAAAUCACAGAUGUCCUCCCUCCUGAAAGGCCACACACACCUGCAAGGGGAAUUCUGGGUAUUUUUUGAAGAGCUUCGUCCUCCUCUGGCCCGUCCGGGGCAGUUUGAGGAGGCUUGUUGGCCUGAGGAGGCAGGGGCUGGAGUAGACGCAGGCGAGGGGGUUGGAUUGGGAUCAGGGGCAGGGGCAAGUGAUGGUUUUGAAGAAGUGACUCUGCCUGAUUUAGAGGAAGAAGAGAUUCCAACCAUGACCGGUCGCCGCCGCAGGAGCAAGAUAGGUUCUCAUGGCUACAAGGAGUGUGAUUGGCCAGAAAAGGACUGUUCCUUCCUUUGUCAUGAAGCCAACCAUGAUGCAAAGCUUCGAAGACACAAGAGAAAAGGAUGCUCUCGUUGCCAUGGCAACAAGGCCUCUGACGGUGUCUCCCGGGUGAUGAAGACUCUUGACCCCUUAUAUCCCACGGCAACUAGCCCCCCAGUCGACCUUCUCACUGAGACAGGCAGGGAGGAGAGGGGAGAGAAAGAGGAAGAAAGGGAGGAGCAGAAAGUGGUAGAGAAGGAGAAAGAGGUGGAUCCUGAAGUAAAAGAUGAAGUUGACAGUGGGGCCAACAGUCCACAUCCUGAGCAAACAGUCCCUUCGUGGGAGGGUCCUGAGGAAGGCUCGGUCCACAUCCCUGAGGUUAGGGAGGAAGAGGAGGAGGAUGAAAUGGAGGAGGAUGAGGAAGAGGAUGAGUGGAAGGAUGGGGAGAGAGAACACAGCCCCCUGCCAAAGAAGAGUAAGGGUGAUGAAGAAGGAUCUGGGGUGUCUGAUGUCCCACCAGCAUCGCUCUCUGGGGUGGUGCAAAGCCCCGUGGCCCCCAUGCAACCUCGUCCCAGCCCUCCUUCUGACCCACCCGUCUGUGCCAAAAACAUCUCCCUCACUGCCAGUGGGGAGAAGGUCAUACUAUGGACAAGGGAAGCUGACCGUGUCAUUUUAACAACCUGUCAGCAGCAAGGAGCCAAUCAUAGCACCUUCCAGGCAAUCUCCGUCCGACUGGGCAAUAAGACACCAAAUGAGGUGUCUCGGCGGUUUCGGGACCUGAUGCUGCUGUUCCAUACUGCUGCUCGCCAGGUCAACUCCGAGGAUGAAGCUGUGGUCACUGAACAGCAAACAGUCACAGACAAGGAGCAAGAGUGAACUGUACAGAACCAUCUCAAACAGGACAGAACAAAGUGUAGACACUUUGAGGACAAGUCAAUAGUAGAGAGGAUACAUGUGACGGCAAAACCUGGAGGCAACAUGAAGGACAUACAGUAUGAAUGCUGUUAACAAACUCAUAUCUGAGCGAAGCAACACCAGCAUCCCUAGAUGGCAGCUGUUCAAUUUUAUCAGAACCAAUUUAACAGUGAGCACUGUGUACAGCACUAAUUUAUUGAAAGAAAUACACAGGAAACUGAUCCGCUACUGAGUGACUUCACAGUUGGGCAGGACUUUUAUAAAUACUGUAAUAAAUACACAAAUGGGGUUUCGUCCAAGAAUGUA